GCGGGAGGAGACGGUGGGAUGACGACGAGGAAGGUUUCGGUUUUCUGGGUAGUUCGCGGGGUGAAUCCCCGUUCGCCUAGAGGAGGUCCAUCAAGACGGCCAGACCGAGGCGAUGGGCCGUUCGGAGGAGGUGGCAGUGCUAGUAGCUCCUCGUACACACCAAGUUGGUUGCGUAAUGAAGCGCCUAUACCGCGCAUGCGAUCUGAUGCCGACGAUCCGCUUCUCCGAAGCGCAGGGCCUACGACCGGCUCACCUCCGAGACAACCCAGUACUGUGCCCAUACGCGUGCCCACACCCACUCCCUCGGUCCGAACGAAUGCACCUUCCACGACCACGUCACUCUUCGCUGAGCCUGGCUCCUCACCACCAGUUAUACCUGGAAGACCGCUUCCGGCAGAAGUGUCGGGUCCGUCCAACACACCAUAUUCUCGUGCGUCUGACUUCGAUCUCUUUACAGAUCCACAACUGCGAUCGGCUUAUCAACCGUACCGUCCAGGCCCCGAAGGAAAUCCUGCUGCAGGUCUCAUGCCGCCCUAUGGCCCAGGACCGUACAUCGGCGAGCAACAGGGCCUACGCUCUGCCAUGCGUGCCCCAGCCCCGAAUGUGCACUUUAACGAGGAAGCUAAGCUAUCGCGAAGCAGAGACGAUGAGAAGCUACGAGGAGAAGCACAAGCUGGAGCCGAGCCAGGCCCGAGAGACGCAAAGUAGGGGUGAUCGCCUCCAUAGCAUGGUUCGGUCACGAUCGGACCUGAGGAAAACCCGCGCAGUUCGUGGUUGACCCAACGGAACAGUGAGAUAGCAAGCGUGUAUAGACGAAGCUGACGUUUCGAUCCUGCAUUUGUGUAAGAGUGCCUUUGCACAAGCUUCUGAAGAGUUCGCGCCAGACUCCUCGCUAAAACAAGACACGCGCCAUGCCGCAUAUCGAUAACUGCUUGACGGAAUCGCGGUGCUUCAAGUGAUGUCGCUGCGC
Molecule: messenger RNA, 970 nt
Organism: Baudoinia panamericana UAMH 10762
Lineage: Eukaryota; Fungi; Ascomycota; Dothideomycetes; Mycosphaerellales; Teratosphaeriaceae
Exons: 2
Coding region: 19-708 (229 amino acids)
Source: RefSeq, a predicted model, not a curated record